GACAUGAACAGCACGGAACGACGAGGGAGAAUGCCAAGACGGGCGGUUUUUCUGAACCUCGCUGCUCCGGUUUGUUGCAAUCGAGCGAUAGUCAGCAAGGUUCGAAUUGCAUUGCGCGAUUUGGAGUCACUGAUUCGUCGAUUUGAAGCCGGGAACCAUGCGCCUCCUCACGCACAACAUGCUCUCAUGCAACAUCAAGGGGGUGACGAAAGGCUUUCCGCUGAGCAUUGAAGUCCAAAGACUCGACACGAAGGAUGCCGAUUUCAACCCUGAUUUCUUGAGAAAUAUUUUCCCUAAGCUUGAGUGGAAGGCUUUUCACGAUGCCGCAGUGAGCAUUGGGUUGAAUGACAUUCCGGAGCAAGUCGACCCUACCAUGCUCGAAGACCAUGAAUUUCUACAAAAGUUUCAUCACGCUUUGCUCGAGGUACAUCUGGAGGAAGGCGCUUUAAUUUGCCCUGAAACCGGGCGCAGAUUUCCCGUUACGAAAGGCGUGCCCAACAUGCUGUUGCACGAAGAUGAGGUUUGAUGCUUUCUUCACCGAGGCAAUUUUAGCAAGAGCACCUUUUGCCAAACCUAUGUAUAUUUUCAAUUUUGAUAGUAGUUUACACCAUGAGAAAUGGGAAAAAAUUAGUAUUUUCAACUUAGGUGUGAGGAUCGGACCAUGUUUAGAUCCCACUUAUUGUACGAUUAUUUAUAAACAGGUCUAGACUGGGUUUCGGUCGGUUAGCACUGGCACCUGGUCUCCUUAAACAGGGAUCAAAUGAUAAUCGUGUGGAUUGUUGCGUUCUUCCUGACACUGGUGUGAUGGGAACUUUUAUAACAUUGGUGUGGAGUCCAGAGCUAGCAGAUUUUGCUCUCCACAAUCAAACUGUACAUUUCCGAACAUAUCUGUGAUCUUUCAAAUUCGGGAGGUUAAGAAAGCAAUUUGAUGACUGUUUACAUUCAUAAGACUUUGUAAUGAUAACUUUUGAGUUCUGAGCUCAACUUUUGAGUAUAAUUUUUACUUCUGAGUUCUGAGCUCAGUUCAGCCACGAUCGAGUUCUCGAACAUCUCAAUGAGGACUUCAAACUGGUGAGAGUGCUCUUGCCAGUCAACUUUCGGCCUGAAAGCAUUGUCUUCAUGGGGUCGCUAUUGAAACUAAAACUACGUGUUUUUGUCUAUCCACAUACAGCUAUCUGCCUGUGUGCUGAUGGAUGGAUCACAACCAUUCUC
Molecule: messenger RNA, 1212 nt
Organism: Marchantia polymorpha subsp. ruderalis
Lineage: Eukaryota; Viridiplantae; Streptophyta; Marchantiopsida; Marchantiales; Marchantiaceae
Source: the annotation of a GenBank genome assembly